Molecule: messenger RNA, 1039 nt
Organism: Drosophila rhopaloa
Lineage: Eukaryota; Metazoa; Arthropoda; Insecta; Diptera; Drosophilidae
Product: CLIP domain-containing serine protease B9-like
Exons: 2
Coding region: 131-1012 (293 amino acids)
Biological process (GO): proteolysis
Molecular function (GO): serine-type endopeptidase activity
Source: RefSeq, a predicted model, not a curated record
UGCCAUUCGGAGAGCAAGUAAAUAUUAUUCAGAAACUUUUCAAUUUAUAAAUUAAUUCGAGUGAGUCAAAAACACCUUGUUUUUAUUGGUCCCAGUGUUCUAGUCAGUUGACUUUAAGCUGAGCUUCAGAAUGCUUGGACAGUUCGCAGCUCUCACCUUGCUUCUGGGCUUCAUUGGCUCCAGAGUGCAUGUUGCAUGGGCAAAUUUGGCGGGCACGGAGUGCGGUUACUUUAGCGAGGAACAUCUGUUAGAGAAAGACUCUUUUAUCGGGCCCACCGAGCACCCGUGGGUAGCCCGCAUCGUUUUUACCAAAGGGAUCAAGAUUGACAAUGCUGACGACUGUCUGGGCGUUCUGAUAUCCAAGCGCAUUGUUCUGGCUCCAGCCCACUGUUUUGUUCAGUUUAACGGGGAGGCGCAGGCGUUCUCCGUUCACCUGGGUGUCUACAACAAGAGCGCUGCUGUGGGAACACUAAUCUGCGAACAGGAUGGCUUUUGUGUGCGUCCUGCCCAGGAGAUCAGGCUGACCGAGGUGGCCAUCCAUCCGGAGUACGAUUCGCGAACGCUGAAGAACAGCCUGGCCGUGCUCACCCUGGAGCAAGAUGCGAAGCUCUAUAAGAGUGUGAUGCCCAUCUGCAUGCCACCUCCUCACUUGGCCAACGAGACGCUCGUGGCGCAGACGUUUCUGGUGGCUGGUCUGCGCAAGUGGCAGGAUCUAAGGCAGAUGUCCUGGGUGAAUACGCUCAGCCGAUCCUUCUGUCAAUCAAAAUUCGGCACACUCUUGACCAGCAGCACCACUGUGUGUGGCUACCAGACCAAUUCAGAUGUGUUUAUCAUUGGGGCACCGCUGGUCGGGAUGCAGGCGAAGGAGCAAGUCACCCAGAACUUCUACCUGGUCGGAUUAUUGAUCGACUGGCGCAAGGACACAGACCGCACCAUGUCCAGCUUUCUUGCCAUCCGGAAUUACUUAGACUUCAUCUACGAGAAUUCCGACUCUCUGAUUGUACGCUACUGAGCAAAAAAUAAAUUAAAUUGAAUCUAA